Magallana angulata is the source of this 2229-nucleotide messenger RNA. Its product is annotated as dual specificity protein phosphatase 3-like. Gene Ontology annotation, biological process: negative regulation of MAPK cascade; protein dephosphorylation. Gene Ontology annotation, molecular function: protein tyrosine/serine/threonine phosphatase activity; MAP kinase phosphatase activity. Lineage: Eukaryota; Metazoa; Mollusca; Bivalvia; Ostreida; Ostreidae. Gene Ontology annotation, cellular component: cytoplasm. Bases 154 to 759 code for a protein of 201 amino acids. The transcript is spliced from 3 exons. The record is from RefSeq and is a predicted model, not a curated record.
UUUACUUUCGAUUUCGAUCUUAAAAUAUCUUGGAGUAAGAGGUAUUUAUAUUCCUUUGUCACUUUGUGUUGUCAGCCUAGUAAGAAAGUCAUAUAUAUGUAAACAAAUUUUAAAACCCCUGUGACUUUGUUAGGGGUAGAAAUUAAAACGUUUAUGAUGGAAUACAACGAUUCUACCCUAAAUAGGGUUCGACAUUACUUGAAAAAUGCUGACAUCCAAGCUCUUGACAGAAAUGACGAUCUCCCUACUGGUUACUCGAAAUUUUUUUCUGUUCCAUCCACUCCUAAGGACAGUUACAACGAAGUAUAUCCAGGGAUCAUAAUAGGCAAUAAGCAGUUUGCCACGAACAAAGAGGAAUUGAAAAAAAUUGGAAUCACCCACGUUGUUAACUGUGCCAAGGGUACCAGGCCAGGUCAAAUUGACACUGAUGCUUCAUUCUUCAAAGAUGUAGCAAUCCAGUAUCUUGGACUGCAGGCUAAAGAUAUCCUGACCUAUGAUAUCUCCAAACACUUUGAGAAAGCUGCCAAUUUUAUUGAUCAAGCUCUAUCCAAGGGAGGGAAAAUAUUCGUCCAUUGUAAUCAAGGCAUCAGUCGGUCUGCUACAGUUGUCCUGGCUUUCCUUAUGAUGAAGCGUGGGAUGAACUUCAUGAAUGCAGUGAGAGCAGUAAGGGCCAAACGAGAAGUUAUGCCCAACGAUGGAUUCCUCAGACAGCUAGCUAUACUCAACUUUGAACUGUAUGAAGCUCACAAGACCUACUAGACUUUGAGAUAUACUUACAGUACAAGCUUAUGCCCUGGUCAAGUUGUAACUGGAUAUUUUAAAUUGUUUUUAGUUUUGAUAGAUGUGUAUUUUUAUAUCCGAUAUGUAUUUUUUUAUAUAUUCUGUAGACCUAUCUCAGGGCUCCUUUAGAGUGCAUUUACAUCCUCCAAGUAGCCUUUUUUCUAUACUGAGGUUUUGCACAUACAAUAUGAUUUUAUAUUUUGUUUUAGUGAAUUUGAUUUUAAUUUGUUUUUAAUUUUUGUGCCAAUUAAUUGUGCCACGUAGCCAUCAUUUUAUAUAAGAUGUACAUUAACACGUACAAGAACUUUUGAUUGAUGCAUAUACUGUUAGUUGUAUUGGAUAACCCAUACAUAAUUAUGUAUAUUUUGUGUUGUAUUUUUUCUUCAUUUCAAAUUAUAAUUUUCCCCAUCAAAUUUGGUAAUACAUGUACAUGUAUAAUAAAAUGAAUACUAAUGUAUGCUUGUUUUUAAUAAAAACAUUCAUUUUGUUUCUGAAAUAAGUUACAUAGUCUUAAGUACACACAGCUCAAUAAAUUGAAUUUUGUAAACUAUUACGAUUUUAAACCAUGGUCAGUUCAUCUACCUAGUAAUAAUACAUGUAUAAGUUGUAUAUGUUAUAGCUUCGACGUUGUUGUAUUAAUCUAUACCAAUAGUAUUUUUUAACAUUCUGUGAUAUUAAGAGAUAGAAAGCUGAUAUUGAUCAUUUUUCUACUUGAUUCCAUGAUAAUCAUUACUGGCAGUAUUAUCGAAACACGCAGCCAUCAAAUAUAAUGUUCUUUUGAAAAACUUUGUAAUCACAGUAUAAUUUGCCAGCUAUGUCUCUGUAUACUUUUGAUAUAUGUGAGUACAUAAAACCUAUAUCACUACAUUCGUAUUUUGCCCCUUUUGCACAAAAGUUGUUACUUCCAUAAAUUGUAGGCAUACAUCAAGGCCUUAAUUGUAAUUAAUUGUAUAGGGCAUUAGUGUAUACAAAUUACGUGUGCAAAAACAGAUCGGGUGGGGGGGGGGGGGUUAUUAAAAUUUUUUAUCUGUUUAUGCAUACAUAUUUUGUUAAUUUACAAUAACUAUAUAUUGAUAAGUCUAUUUGUUUAUCUUUAGUAGAUUGAAAUGUCUUCAUAAAAUUCCAUUUGUUCUAAAAUCAGGUAGAUUCUAGCUCCUUGAAAAAAAUUAUAUUUUUAUUCGAUAUGAAGAUGUUUUUUUGAUAUUUUGUCACAUAGUAAUACAUAUAUUUAGCAAUGUAUUUUGUAAAUUUUAAAAUAUAUAGCAAAUAAUUUAGGGGAGGGGGGGUAGUCAUGGUUGUAAUAUUCCAUCAAUAUUUUGUCUGUGAUAUUAGAAUACUUUAAUGAAGACAUUCAGUUUUAUCGGGGAUCAGAUAAUUGAUUUUAUUAUUUUGUAAUAUUUCGAUAUUUUGUGUUAUGUUUACAUGUAUAAAUAAUGUCAAAUAAAAUGA